Molecule: messenger RNA, 1573 nt
Organism: Phytophthora sojae
Lineage: Eukaryota; Oomycota; Peronosporomycetes; Peronosporales; Peronosporaceae
Exons: 2
Coding region: 1-1437 (478 amino acids)
Biological process (GO): L-histidine biosynthetic process
Molecular function (GO): phosphoribosyl-AMP cyclohydrolase activity; phosphoribosyl-ATP diphosphatase activity
Source: RefSeq, a predicted model, not a curated record
AUGCUGGUGCCGACCUUCUCGUCCCUGUCGACGGCCUCGACCGACGCGCAGUGCGCGCUGCUGCGCCGCCUGAGCACCUUGGGCCUCGUGUACGCCAAGCUGCCGGUGCGUCAGCUGCGCGAGCUGGCGCCGCCCGUGCCGGCCUUCAACACGGAGCCGCGCGAGCUGGCGCUCAAGGGGUCGCUGCUGGACGCGCGCACGCUGCUGGGCCCGUUCCCGGCCGACAUGCUCGAGUCGCUGGCCACGUGGCUAGACCAGGGCAUCGACAAGGUGCUGGUGGACGCCGCCUCCAGCGACGACGAAGAGCUGGAGCGCGUGGCCGUCGCAGUGUCGGAACUGCCGGCCAGUCGCGUGGUGCUGCGCAUUCCCGUGCCGGCGCUGCACGCGCGCGAGGUGACGGAGCUCCGCGAGAAGCUGGCGAGACUGGACGGCACCGCGAGUGGCGUGGUGUUCGCCAUCGACUCGGUGACGUUGACGCAGGAGAGCGGCUUCGAGGCGCUGUUCACGAGUCUCCAAGCACUGAGGAAGAGCGUGGACGAGGGCUUCUUCUUCGCGGUGGAGAUGAACGCUGGACCUGCUGCGGGAUUCAACUCGGUGCUGGCUCUGGCCAGGAUCCAGGAGUUCCACCACAAGAACAUCCACGUUGUGGCGCCCGGAUACUGCAACGGGGAGGGCGAGGAGCAGGUGGACAUGGUCACGAGUGACGGCGAAGCGACCGUGGAUGCGGCGCUGUCGUUCGUGCAGUGUCUGCGCACGGACCGGCCCGAUGGUCUGUUCACGACCGUCGUGGCGGAUGAAGCGGGAGUGGCGCUCGGUCUGGUGUACUCGAGCGCGGAGAGCAUCUUGGCCGCGGUGUCCAGUGGACGCGGUGUCUACUACUCGCGGUCGCGUGGCGGCCUCUGGAAGAAGGGCGAGAGCAGCGGCAACGCCCAGAAGCUCAUCCAGAUCGACAUGGACUGCGACAGCGACGCGCUGCGCUUUACUGUGAACCAGACGGGUGCUGGCUUCUGCCACCUCAACACUCGCACGUGCUGGGGCCGUGACGGCGGUCUCCGCGCCCUGGAGAGCAUGCUCUUUAGCCGCCACGCCCACGCGCCCGCCGGAUCGUACACCAAGCGGUUGUUUGACGACGCAGAGCUGCUGCGUAACAAGCUGGUGGAGGAGGCGCAGGAGCUGGCAGAAGCUGAAUCGAUCCCUGAUGUGGCGGGUGAGGCUGCCGACGUCAUGUACUUCGCCAUGGUUCGUUGUGUCGCUGCUGGCUGCAAGCUGAGCGACGUUGAGAAAAUGCUUGACAAGCGCGCGUUGAAGGUGAAGCGACGACCCGGCAACUCGAAGGCCUACCGCAUAUCAGCCGCCAACAAGAUCCUGAACAGCAAGGGCAUGCAGAGCGGCUCCAGCGUAGCUUCGGUGUCGGCCUCCGCAGUCAGUGAGCAGUAAGCCGAGAGGUAAUCCGCUAGAAGAUUAUCCAGUCAGUCUACUGGAUCACUCCCCCAGCAUCCCCCUUCCAUUCCUAGAGUCAGGAGAAAGUGUUGCGCGCUUAAUGCGCAGCACUAAACACGCAGAAGCCUUCAUC